AUGGCUGGAAAGAAAAAAGAAGGACUUAAAGGUUUAAAAACUACAACAGGAGGAAUAAGGAGAGAUGAUCGUACAACAUCUCAAAAAUGGGUUUUUCAACCAAUAACAAUUGAUGCUAAAAAUGUUGUUACUGUUAUUUACAUGUUACAAAGCCCUGAAAAUGAAGUUGUAUUGAAAGCUGUUGCAUCACUUGAAGUUUUUGCUGAAAAAGAUAUUGAAAACCUUCGUUUGUUAACAUCACAAAAAAUCUCAACAUAUUUACUACCACUUCUUAAAUCCCCUGAUAACAUAAUAAAACGUUUUACACAAAAAUUAAUAGGUAUACUAUGCAGUUUGCCUGAAUUUAGAGAACAAUUACUUAAAGAAGAAAAUGUACUUGAAAUGUUUGUUAAUAUUUUAGACAAGGAAACGGAUGUUGUAAUGCAUGAAUUUUCAUCGUUAACGUUGGCUGAAUUAAGUAGCGAAUGCGAAGCAGCCUACAACUUACUUAAAGUUCCAAAUUGCGUACAAAUUUUAUUUUCUCGUGUAACAUCCUUAGAUCCAGACGUUGAAAAAAAUACUUUAGAUGUAAUGAAUCACCUUUUAAAUGACGUUUACGGAGUUGAUGUUUUCAUUGAAUCUCCAGGUUUUGAUAUAAACAGUUUAAUAUUCCUAACGGGAUCGAGUUAUCCUGUAAUACAAAGUUUAGCAAUUGAAAUCCUUAAACAACUGACAUCUUGGUGUAGAGAUACGAGAACUUUGAUUGCAUUUCGAGAUGCGUUAGGAGUCGAAACGUGUCUCGAUAUAAUCGAAAAUGAUGCUUGGAACGAUCUUCAUCCAUCGACUCUCGAUCUUUUGAUAAACGUUGUUGAAAAUGCUGAUUUUUGCGAUUACGUACUUCAAUCUGGUGCAUUGGCAAGAAUGAUUAAUCUUUUGGAUACCAUAGAAAGUGAAUAUCAUUUGGAAAAAGCCAUUGGAGUACUAAGUAAAAUGUCACAAACUGAAAAGGGUCGAAAAGCGUUACAUAAAAUUGGAAUGGUCCCAAGAUUUUGUGCAUUUUUAAAUACUAAAAAUGAAAAAAAAGUUGAAUAUUCUUGUUUUGGUAUUGCCAACAUGGCUCAACACAUUCCUGCUUUGGAAGAUAUCAUAGAAGAAAAUCCAAUACCUUUAUUAUUAGAUAUUUUAUUAAAUUCUGAAAAACCAUUGAGUUUAAGAAACAUGGCUGCUUUUGCUCUUAGCACAUUGGCAAGUGAGCAUAAAAAAGGAGCAGCAGCAUUAUUGGCAAGCUCAAAUUUCAUGGAUUUACCAAAAGCUCUCAUACAUGAUAAAACCUGUUCUUUAGAACUUAAAAAAAAUAUCAUACAAAUAUUUAUUGGAAUUUACGAAAUUGAAUCAAUGAGAUCAAAAUUAUUUAAUGAAUUUUUUAUGGAAGCCAUGUUGAUUUGUAUCAAGGGUGAAGAUUCAUCUCUCCAAGUCGAUGCAUUAGAAUGUUUAACACUUUUUUUAGUGGAUAGUAAAGCUCAAAUAUUAUUCAACGAGUUAAAUGGAGUACCGAGUAUAAUUGGUUGUUUAAAAAGCAAAUUUGCAUCGGUUAGCUUGAUCGAACAAAGAAAAACAAGAUAUUCAAUGCCGAGUUGGAAUUCGGCCAUAGAAUCUAUAUUUUCAGCUUAUUUACCCGCUAAAUUUGCGUAUACAGGCCGAUUAGAUUUUCAAGACAUUACGGAAGAUGGAUUUUACACGGCGGAAAGAUCAACGUGGAAAUUUGUUUUAUUAGAUGAAUAUUUUCAAAAUUUUUAUUGUCCGGUAACUCCCCUAUAUGUGGCAAAUUUUGAAAUGCCAAUUAAUCAAAAUGUAGGUGAAGGUAGCGAAACGGAAUACAGCAGCAUCAAAUCAGAUCAACAACCAACAAGCAAUGUCGAAAACGAAAACAAAGAUUUAUCUAAAUACAUGAAAGGAGCUGGACGUAAUUCUGGAGAAAAUUUUAAUUUGACGGGUUCAUUGAUAACAUACGAUUCAGUAGAUUACGAAGAUCGUAAAACAUCUCAUUCAUGGAUCAGCGAUAAUUUUGGUCACGUUUAUCCGGAUCCCUAUCUCAGCGAAUAUUUAGAAUGUUUAAAAAAAAAAUUAGCCAAAGAAGAAGCUAAUUUAGGGGAUGUUAAUUGGUUUUGCAUACACCCUCAAUUAAUACAAAAAAGAGUUCAAACGAUUGCACAAUUGGUUGCAACGGAAAUGGCUGGAUUAGAACCGGAUGCACUUUCAAUACCACAAUAUAAAGAAAAAUAUUUAAGUGAAAUUAAGUGUCAGUUGGGAACGACAAUUAUACCUUUGGGAUUAAUCCGAGUUGGAAGUUAUUUCGAAAGAGCCAUUUUAUUUAAACUUCUCUCUGAUAGAAUUGGAUUCCCUUGUGCCAUUGUUAGAGGACAACACGGAAGAGCUUGGAUAGAAAUAGCAUUGCCUGCUUUAAACGUUGAAGAAAAUGAAGAAGAAAUUUGCGAAGAAGGUACUUCAUCGUCAAAAAGUAAAACAGGUAGCAAAACAUCAGGUUUAAAAUGUUCUCCAAGCGUGGAAACCAAAUCGAGCAAUUCAACAAUCGGAGAUGAAAAUUUUUGGUUUUCAAAACUCAAAACUGAAUGUUUUAAAGCUUUUCCAACGUAUUUUCUAAAAUCAAAUGCUAUCGUCGAUUUAAUUUUCGAACCUGGAAAAAUAAUGAAAAAAAAUUCAUUAGAAGCUGAUGAUUAUUGUGGGAAAUUUUUAUUCGAUUGUAGUUAA
This is a messenger RNA of Pediculus humanus corporis (human body louse), 2748 nucleotides long. Its product is annotated as armc3, putative. NCBI's taxonomy places the organism in Eukaryota, Metazoa, Arthropoda, Insecta, Psocodea, Pediculidae. The transcript has 14 exons. Gene Ontology annotation, molecular function: protein binding. The coding region runs from base 1 to 2748 and encodes 915 amino acids. The record is from RefSeq and is a predicted model, not a curated record.